AUUAAUCUGUAGCGAGAUAGACUGAAAUGUCAAAUGAAUAAACAACAAAAGUGCUAAAUUCAGUUAUUUUUACGCUCUUUUUCAUAGUAAAAACCGCAAAAUGUCUAAGCCCAGUACAUCUAGCAGCGACAGCCAAACACAAAUAGCCCAGAAAACUUGGGAGAUGGCUAAUAACGUAGAAAUCGUAAAUUCAGUCGACGAAAUUUACAAGUACGACAAAAAACAGCAACAAGACAUCUUAACAGCCAAACCAUGGGACAAAGAUCCACACUUCUUCAAAGACAUCAAAAUAUCAGCCUUGGCCUUACUGAAAAUGGUCAUGCAUGCUAGAUCAGGAGGAACCCUCGAAGUUAUGGGGCUCAUUCUUGGAAAAGUCGAUGGAAAUACCAUGUUUGUGAUGGAUUCUUUUGCUCUGCCUGUCGAAGGGACUGAAACCAGAGUUAACGCUCAAGCACAAGCUUAUGAAUACAUGAGCUCUUACAUUGAAGCAGCUAAAAUGGUAGGUAGACAAGAAAAUGCCAUUGGUUGGUACCACAGUCAUCCUGGAUAUGGUUGCUGGUUAUCAGGAAUCGAUGUCAGUACUCAAAUGUUGAAUCAGAACUUCCAAGAACCUUUUGUAGCUAUUGUUAUUGAUCCAGUAAGAACCAUAUCAGCUGGAAAAGUGUGUUUGGGGGCAUUCAGGACUUAUCCAAAGGGAUAUAAACCAGCAAAUGAAGAACCAUCAGAAUACCAAACUAUACCUCUUAAUAAAAUCGAAGAUUUUGGUGUUCACUGUAAACAAUAUUACUCCCUGGAAGUGUCUUAUUUUAAAUCAGCCCUAGACAGAAGGUUACUUGAUUCUCUAUGGAAUAAAUACUGGGUGAACACUUUAAGCUCUUCCAGCUUGCUCACAAACGCUGAUUACACUACAGGUCAAAUUUUUGAUUUGUCAGAGAAAUUGGAACAGUCCGAAGCAGCUAUAGGCCGUGGAGGGUUUAUAGUAAGUGCCUCAGAUCCAAACGAAAAAAGAACAGAAGACAAGCUUCUUAAAGCCACGAAAGACAGUUGCAAAACAACUAUCGAGAUUAUCCAUGGACUGAUGGCUCAAAUGAUCAAAGACAGGCUUUUUAAUAGUGUGACACCUAGUAGAACCCCCUGUGCAGACUCUACUAAGUAACUUUAUUAAUAUAUCGAGUAUUUUAAGUUGUAUUUCAAAAUACUGUGUUAUAAUAUUAUCUGUAAUAAAUUUCUUAUAACUAA
Sitophilus oryzae (rice weevil) is the source of this 1239-nucleotide messenger RNA. It is a transcript of the gene CSN5, whose product is annotated as COP9 signalosome complex subunit 5. Gene Ontology annotation, molecular function: metallopeptidase activity; deNEDDylase activity; protein binding. The transcript is spliced from 4 exons. The record is from RefSeq and is a predicted model, not a curated record. The coding region runs from base 101 to 1156 and encodes 351 amino acids. Gene Ontology annotation, cellular component: cytoplasm; COP9 signalosome. Gene Ontology annotation, biological process: protein deneddylation. NCBI's taxonomy places the organism in Eukaryota, Metazoa, Arthropoda, Insecta, Coleoptera, Curculionidae.